This is a messenger RNA of Candidozyma duobushaemuli, 843 nucleotides long. It is a transcript of the gene AQY1, whose product is annotated as Aqy1p. Gene Ontology annotation, cellular component: plasma membrane. Lineage: Eukaryota; Fungi; Ascomycota; Pichiomycetes; Serinales; Metschnikowiaceae. Gene Ontology annotation, molecular function: water channel activity. The coding region runs from base 1 to 843 and encodes 280 amino acids. The transcript has a single exon. Gene Ontology annotation, biological process: transmembrane transport. The record is from RefSeq and is a predicted model, not a curated record.
AUGACUUCCUCUAGCGACCUCGAGGCCAUGAAGGCCGAAACCAUUGUCGAGACGGGCUCGGAAAAUGUUCCUGACGUCCAGCACCCUACUCUUGCGGCCAAGCCAGCCGGCAACUCGCUCAUCAAGCACGUUGUGGCGUUUUUGGGUGAGUUCUUUGGCACCUUCAUCUUCUUGUGGACGGCGUUUGUCAUUGCCCAGAUUGCCAACCAGCUGCCUGACAUUCCUGCGGCCGGCCAAGGCUCGUCGCCAGGCCAGUUGCUUAUGAUUUCGUUUGGUUUCGGUUUUGGCGUCAUGGUGGGGGUGUUCAUUUUCUUCAGAGUCUCGGGCGGUAACUUGAACCCUGCGGUGACUUUGACGUUGGUUUUGGCCAAAGCGGUUCCUCCAGUGAGAGGUGUGGUGAUGGUUGUUGCUCAGAUGAUUGCCGGAAUGGCUGCUGCCGGCGCUGCUUCUGCCAUGACUCCAGGCGAGAUUGCUUUUACCAAUGGACUCGGUGGCGGUGCUUCCAGAUCCAGAGGUGUGUUUAUUGAAGCUUUUGCUACGGCGCUCUUGUGCUUGACGGUAUUGUUUUUGGCUGUCGAGAAGGCCAAGGCUACGUUUAUGGCGCCUUUUGUCAUUGGCAUUGCUCUUUUCUUGGGCCACUUGAUUGCCGUUUACUACACUGGUGCCGGUUUGAACCCAGCCCGUUCUUUCGGCCCAUGCAUUGCUGCUAGCUCAUUCCCAGACUACCACUGGAUCUACUGGGUGGGUCCCCUCUUGGGCUCUGUCAUUGCAUUUGGCAUCUGGAAAACGUUCAAAGUUUUGGAGUACGAGUUGGUCAACCCUGGCCAGGACUCGGACAAGUAG